Rangifer tarandus platyrhynchus (Svalbard reindeer) is the source of this 1146-nucleotide messenger RNA. NCBI's taxonomy places the organism in Eukaryota, Metazoa, Chordata, Mammalia, Artiodactyla, Cervidae. The record is from the annotation of a GenBank genome assembly.
AUGGAGGGGGCCUCUGGUCCCGUGCGUUCGAGCUUCUCCGCCCUCUCCCCUCCGGCCCUGGACGCGCACCCCCUCGCCGCCUGGCCACUGAGGAGCCUCGGUUUUCCGCCUCUCUGGCCUUUCCCGUCCACUUCGCGCUGGGCCAGAGAGGGAAAGCGAGGAGGCAGGGAUGCGGGUGGGGAGUCGCGUCUCCGUGGACUCUUCAAGCCGAUCAGCGUGCAAAUUAAUUCCACGCUCCGGCACCCAGGUGUAAAGGGAUCUGUGCUAAGACUCGGCGGCUGGCGGGCGGUGGAAGGCGGGGGGAUUACCUUGAUUUCUCCGCGUUUGAACGCGGACGCCGGAGAUGGUUCGUGGCUGAGCGCAAGGACUCUCCGGCGAAAAGCGAAGGUUCAGCCCUCCGCGGGAACCCGGGGCCGGGGCAGCCACCGCGACAAGUUCCCGGGGAGGCUCCUGGGCGGAUGGCAUCUGCCUCCUGGGGCCGGCCUGUGCCGGCACCCGCGCAGCCUCCAGUGCAGAAGAGAACUCGAGACCGCCCGGGCCGACGGGCUGGUCCCCGCACAACUGGGACGACAACGACCCAAACGUGACCUUUUCGCAGCCCCCGACCCCAAUCCCCAGCCCAGCCACCCCUACACCGGCGAUCCCGAAGGACUGGCGCGGGCCCGGGAGAAGCAGAGGUCUCUGAUCCGGUGGCGUCGUUACCAUUCUUGGCUGUCCACGGGCCCCUCCCAGCGCCCGUCCCAAAGUUCUGCAUUCGCAUCUAUUCCUAAAAAUAACAGAGAAGCCAAAAACCCGCUCCAGCCUCCCGCCGUCUUUCCCAUUUCCCCCACGGGGCUUUCGCAAUCCCCCACACCACCACGUUGUUCCGGCGCGGGUCAGCGGGACGUGGACAGCCAGGGAUGGAGACUUGGAAGUACCUUUGCUGUGUUCGAUUUCCUUUUGGAAAUUCCUCGCGGUUCCCCGCACGGGGCGGCGCCCGCAUCCUACGCGAGGUUCAGCACCUGGCUAGGCGCCUACGAAGACUUCAAGAAGCCCGGCCCACGACACGUUCCAAAGAGAGCGCUGAUCCGCGGGAGGCACGAAGAUUUGGAUUCCUUCUGCAAACAAGCAUCAGCUGCCUGCCACGUGUCCUCCAGCCCGAAUUAG